Papaver somniferum (opium poppy) is the source of this 2534-nucleotide messenger RNA. Its product is annotated as long chain acyl-CoA synthetase 2-like. NCBI's taxonomy places the organism in Eukaryota, Viridiplantae, Streptophyta, Magnoliopsida, Ranunculales, Papaveraceae. Gene Ontology annotation, biological process: cutin biosynthetic process; wax biosynthetic process; fatty acid metabolic process. Gene Ontology annotation, cellular component: endoplasmic reticulum; membrane. The transcript is spliced from 18 exons. The record is from RefSeq and is a predicted model, not a curated record. The coding region runs from base 255 to 2243 and encodes 662 amino acids. Gene Ontology annotation, molecular function: long-chain fatty acid-CoA ligase activity.
AACCACCUACUAUUUCAUCCAGCGAUUACUGGCUCUAUUUAUUACUGUUGAAUUUAUUGUCAGCUACCCAACUGUCACCUUCUCCCACCCAUUACAUAAGUCACUCUUUUCUUUUGCAAGUUGCUACUAAUACUGCAUUAGCUCAAAUAUUCUGAGUACCAACCUUGUCUACUUCUUUCAUCUUCUUCAUCUUAAAUAUCACAUGAUAUGCUUAUGAUCUGAUCGUCAAUAUCGAUCUGCGAGGAAAGGGAGCAAUGGCGUUGAUGAAGUAUACGGUUGAAGUCGAAGAAUCAAAGCCGGCUGUAGGAGACAGGCCUUCAGCUGGACCUGUGUAUAGAUCAAUUUUUGCCAAGGAUGGUCUCUUGGAGUUACCUGCUGGAAUUGAAUCUCCUUGGGAAUUCUUCAGUAAAUCUGUUGAGAAAAAUCCUAAAAAUCCUAUGCUGGGUCGUCGAGAAAUUGUUGAUGGCAAGGUGGGUCCAUAUGUAUGGACAACAUAUCAACAAGUAUAUGAUGAAUCUAUUGAAAUUGGGUCUGCCAUUAGGCAUUCUGGUGUUAAUCCAGGAGAUCGAUGUGGCAUAUACGGAUCCAAUUGUCCUGAAUGGAUUACAGCUAUGGAGGCAUGUAAUAGCCAUGGUGUACAGUAUGUGCCGCUCUAUGACACUCUUGGAGCUAAUGCAGUGGAGUUCAUUAUAAACCAUGCUGAAAUCUCUCUAGUCUUUGUUCAAGAAAUUAAAAUACAAGCGGUGCUAAAAUGCCUUGAGAGGUGUACACCACAUCUAAAAACAAUUGUUAGCUUUGGGAAGGUUACUGAUGAGCAAAAGAAAGAAGCUGAGCAAGUGGGGGUUUCUUGCUUCUCCUGGAAAGAAUAUUCCUCAUUGGGAAGUCAAUACUGUAAAGAAUUGCCUCCAAGAAAGAAGAGUGAUAUAUGCACAAUUAUGUAUACGAGUGGAACAACUGGAGAUCCAAAAGGAGUUAUACUGACUAACGAGGUUAUAAUGGCGUCAGUCUUGGUUACGGAUCAUAUGCUUUUUGUAACAGAUAAAGCGGUGUCAGAAGAAGAUUCCUACUUUUCAUUCCUUCCACUUGCUCAUGUAUUUGAUCAGAUAAUGGAGAAUUAUUGUAUAUACAAGGGUGCCUCCGUAGGAUUCUGGAGGGGGGAUGUGAGGUAUUUGAUGGAGGACAUUCAGGAACUGAAGCCAACGAUAUUAUGUGGAGUACCUCGAGUUUUUGACCGUAUAUACACAGGUACACUUGAUAAAGUCUCAUCAGGAGGGGCACUGCAGAAGAGAUUGUUUCAGUUUGCUUAUAACUUCAAGUUGAAGAAUCUGGAGAAGGGGCUGAAACAAGAUCAAGCAUCACCCUUCUUUGAUAAACUUAUCUUUAGCAAGAUCAAACAAGUACUUGGUGGACGAGUUCGUUGUUUAAUAUCUGGAGCUGCACCAUUACGCAGACCCGUGGAAGAGUUUCUGAGAGUCACAUGCUGCGGUAUCGUAUCACAAGGAUAUGGUCUCACUGAGAGUUCUGGUGGUUGUAUGAGCUGUGUCGCCAAUGUGUUCUCUAUGAUGGGAACUGUGGGAAUUCCAAUAUCAACUAUUGAAGUAAGACUUGAAUCAGUGCCUGAGAUGGGAUAUGAUGCACUCUCUGCAGUACCACGUGGAGAAAUUUGUUUGAGGGGUAAGACUAUGUUCUCUGGUUACCAUAAGAGACAGGAUCUUGUGGAAGAUGUCAUUGUGGAUGGCUGGUUUCAUACAGGUGACAUUGGAGAAUGGCAGCCCGACGGGGCAAUGAAAAUUAUUGACAGGAAAAAGAACAUUUUUAAGUUGUCCCAAGGUGAAUAUGUUGCUGUUGAAAAUCUUGAAAGCAUAUUUGGACAAUGCCCACUUAUCACGUCGAUUUGGGUCUACGGUAACAGUUUUGAAUCCUUUCUUGUGGCGGUGGUGGUUCCUGAUCGAAAGGCGCUUGAAGAUUGGGCAGCACUCAACAAUGAGCCCGUAGAUUUCAGCUUGCUGUGUGAAAACCCCAAGGCGAAUAAGUACAUUUUGGAUGAACUGAACAGCACUGGCCAAGCACAUAAACUUAGAGGAUUUGAGAUGCUAAAAGCAAUUUAUUUGGAGCCAACUUCCUUCGAUAUUGAAAGGGAUUUGGUUACUCCUACAUUCAAAUUGAAGAGAUCUCAGCUAGCUGCCUAUUACAAGGAUCGUGUUGAUCAGCUCUAUAUUGAAGGCAAAGGAACUAAAGCUUGAGAAAUUAAUACACCUAGGAUUGGUAUUCAGUGUGUUAUCAAGAUUGGUCGAUAUCGAAGAUACCAGAAUUGGGAAAGAAAAUAGAUGCUGCACUAGAAAUUUAUUCUCUAAGUUACUCUUAGGUAAAUAGUUUAACAUCUCGGAUGUAUUUUCAUCCGUUCGGUAGCAAAAUAAUUUCUGAAAUAUCUGUAUGUAUUUAAAAUUGGCUAUUUAUACCCUACGGGUACAUCAAGACUCAGUUACACCGCAUGUAAGAUCAGUAUAUUCCCUAAUAAAAUUGUGUUUCUAGUA